This is a messenger RNA of Alosa alosa (allis shad), 5365 nucleotides long. It is a transcript of the gene polr1a, whose product is annotated as RNA polymerase I subunit A. Gene Ontology annotation, biological process: DNA-templated transcription. The coding region runs from base 94 to 5169 and encodes 1691 amino acids. NCBI's taxonomy places the organism in Eukaryota, Metazoa, Chordata, Actinopteri, Clupeiformes, Clupeidae. Gene Ontology annotation, molecular function: DNA binding; DNA-directed RNA polymerase activity. Gene Ontology annotation, cellular component: RNA polymerase I complex. The transcript has 34 exons. The record is from RefSeq and is a predicted model, not a curated record.
CACGUGUGUCACUUCUCCUGCCUCACGCAUGGAAGCGGAUGAAAACAUGAAUUUAUUUUAAGUUUAUUUAUCUCCUACCGUUCCCCCAUAAACAUGCUUUUUGCAAAGGAACUACCAUGGAGGCGGCUCGAGGGCAUGUCGUUUGGCUUGUACUCUUCAGAUGAAAUAAGAAAAUUGAGUGUAAAAACUAUCACGAAUCCCCAGAUUCUGGACAACGUUGGCAACCCUGCGUGUAAUGGCCUGUAUGAUCUAUCACUUGGGCCCUCUGAUAACAAAGAAGUGUGCUCAACCUGUAUGCAGGACUAUAAUAACUGCCCUGGCCACUUUGGACACGUUGAAUUGCCUUUGCCUGUCUUCAACCCUUUAUUUUUUGAUAAACUUUACCUGCUCAUCCGAGGAUCCUGUUUAGUUUGCCACACCCUCAGCUGCACUAGGGCUACCAUUCAUCUCUUGCUUUGCCAGUUGAAGCUGCUGGAUGUUGGUGCACUGAAAGAAGUCUAUGAGCUAGAGAAUGUUCUCAAUCAGUUUUUGGAAACCAAUCGUCAAGCUACUAGUACCGAGAUUCAAGAGGUCUUAGAGGAACACUGCGCACCGAUUCUACAAGCAGAAAGAGGUCAAACGGUGCAUCACACUCCAAUUAAGCAUGUGUGUGAAAAGAAAGGCAGCCUCAUCACAAAUUUCUGGAGAGCUCACAUGACUCCAAGGCGAUGCCCGAACUGCAAGGCAGCCAGAGCAGUAGUGCGGAGAGAGCACAACAGCAAACUCAUCAUCACAAGUGCCCCGUCCAAGAAGACCGAUGCAGAAGAGGAAGCUCAGAUUUCCAAGCGGGGAUACCUGACGCCCAGUUUGGCUAAGGAGCAUAUCCUAAAUCUUUGGGAAAAGGAAGGGUUCUUCCUGAAGCACCUGUUCUCUGGACUGGAUUCUGAAGGCAUACAAAACGUCUUCAAACCAGAUCUGUUCUUCCUUGACAUUCUCCUGGUUCCACCGAGCAGGUACCGGCCUAUCAACCGCCUGGGAGACCAGAUGUUCACCAACGGUCAGACAGUAAACAUGCAGGCUGUGAUGAAGGACAACGUCCUGAUUCAAAAGCUACUGGCUCUCAUGGCCACAGAGAAGGCAAAGGCGAUCGAAGACACUGAGAUGGAGAUGGAGAUGGAGAAGGAGACAAUGGAGGCCAGACAGAUAGACCAGACGUUUCUGUCCGGCAUGCCUGGUCAGACCCCCACAGACAAGCUGUACAACAUCUGGGUCCGGCUGCAGAGCCACGUCAACAUCGUGUUUGACAGCGACAUGGACAAGCUGAUGUCUGAGAAGUUUCCUGGCGUUCGGCAGCUUCUGGAGAAGAAGGACGGUCUGUUCAGGAAGCACAUGAUGGGGAAGCGCGUGGACUUUGCUGCUCGUUCUGUCAUCUGUCCAGACAUGUACAUCAGCACCAGUGAGAUUGGCAUCCCAAUGGUGUUUGCCACCAAGCUGACGUACCCGCAGCCGGUGACGCCAUGGAACGUAAAGGAGCUUCGGCAGGCGGUGCUCAACGGGCCCAACGUGCACCCGGGCGCCGCUAUGGUGAUCAACGAGGACGGCUCCCGCACCAUCCUGAGCAGCACCAGCCUAACCCAGCGCGAGGCCAUCGCCAAGCAGCUGCUCACGCCCAGCACCGGAACACAGCGGAUCCCCAUGAAGAUCGUGAACCGGCACAUAAAGAACGGCGAUGUCCUGCUCUUGAACCGGCAGCCCACUCUCCACAGGCCGUCCAUCCAGGCCCACACGGCCCGCAUCCUGCCCGGCGAGAAGGUCCUGCGGCUUCACUACGCCAACUGUAAGGCCUACAAUGCAGACUUUGACGGCGAUGAGAUGAACGCCCACUUCCCUCAGAGCGAGCUGAGCAGGGCAGAGGCCUACACGCUUGUUAGCACUGACCAGCAGUACCUCGUCCCCAAGGACGGAAAGCCUCUGGCUGGCCUUAUCCAGGACCACAUGGUGUCCGGCACCAGCAUGACCAUCCGAGGCUGCUUCUUCACCAGGGAGCAGUACACAGCGCUGGUCUACAGGGGCCUCACAGACAAAGUGGGCCGAGUGAAACUACUCCACCCCGCCAUCCUCAAGCCCUGUCCCCUGUGGACUGGCAAGCAGGUUGUGUCCACCCUUCUCUUGAACGUCAUCCCCGAAAACCACAUUGCCCUGAAUUUGAAUGGCGGGGCCAAGAUCCCCAGCAAGGCCUGGAUCAAAGUGGCCCCCCGUGCUGUGCCUGGAUACCAGCCUGAUAGCAUGUGUGACUCUCGGGUGGUCAUUCGCCAGGGGGAGCUGUUGCUUGGGGUUCUGGACAAGGCUCACUACGGCAGCUCGGCCUACGGCCUGGUGCACUGCUGCUACGAGCUGUAUGGCGGACAGACCAGUGGGAAACUGCUGACCUGUCUGGCGCGCCUCUUCACCGCCUACUUACAGUUGUACCGCGGCUUCACCAUGGGAGUGGAGGAUAUUCUAGUACAGCCUGCCGCCAACACAGAGAGGACAAAGAUCAUCGAAGAGUCUAUUACAUGUGGAGCCAAGGCUCUGAAAGCGGCCUUCAACCUCCCUGCCAGUGCUGCGGAGGCGGAGGCCCGGGACCACUGGCAGAAUGCCCAUCUCAACCCAGACCAGAGAGACUUCAACAUGGUGGACCUCAAGUUCAAGGAAGAGGUCAACCAGGUCAACAACAACAUUAAUAAGGUGUGUAUGCCUAUGGGCCUCCAUAGGUCCUUCCCUGAGAACAACCUGCAGCUGAUGGUGCAGUCUGGAGCUAAGGGCUCCACUGUCAACACCAUGCAGGUGUGUAUGAGACAUCGUUUCGUUUUACAUCGUCAUAACUAUGUCACCAGCAUCCUUUGUGAGCUAUGGAGCAUCCUCCACGCCCACAGGAGUUCCGGUGGCUUUGUUUCCGGAAGGUUCUUGACCGGGAUUAAGCCACCGGAGUUCUUCUUCCAUUGCAUGGCUGGCCGCGAAGGUCUUGUCGACACAGCUGUAAAGACCAGUCGAUCAGGCUACCUGCAAAGAUGUGUGAUCAAGCACCUGGAGGGUCUGGUGGUUCAGUAUGACCUGACCGUGAGGGACAGUGACGGUAGCGUGGUGCAGUUCCUUUAUGGGGAGGAUGGCCUGGACAUUCCCAAGACCCAGUUCCUCCUGCCGCGCCAGUUCCCCUUCAUCAAGGACAACUACGAGGUCAUCAGGAAGUCCAAGUGCCUGGAUGAAGUGCUGUCCAAGAUGGACUCCAGUGUCUCAGCCAAUCAUCAGAAGGCCAUCAGGAAGUGGAGGGCCAAGCGAGAGAACGUAUCCCCCCGAGAGGGAGCUUUCCUGCUCUUCUCGCAGAAGAAGCUGGCCAAGAUGAAGGCCCAGGCUGCAAAUGCUGCGAUGACCAACGGCCGAGAGAUGGCCACUCUGCAGCUGGUUGAGCGGUGGGCCGGUUUGGAUGAGCCCAACCGGAUGAAGUAUCUGAAGAAGACGUCCCGUUGCCCCGACCCCUGCCUAGCUGUGCACCGACCCGACAUCUCCUUCGGCUCCGUGUCCGAGACAUUCGAAUCUAUCGUGGAGUCCUACCUCAGCAAGUUAGAGAAUAGUCCAAACCGCAACGAUACCAAGGACCUUGAUGCCAACAGGCUGAGGGAUCUGCUGCAGAUGAAGUGGCAGAGGGCACUGUGUGACCCCGGGGAGGCUGUAGGGCUGCUGGCUGCCCAGAGCAUUGGGGAGCCGUCCACCCAGAUGACCCUGAACACCUUCCACUUCGCCGGCAGAGGAGAGAUGAACGUCACCCUCGGUAUCCCCAGGUUGCGUGAGAUCCUGAUGAUCGCCAGCUCCAAAAUCAAGACUCCCAUGAUGAGUAUCCCUGUUCUGGACACCAAGAAAGCCCUGAAGAGGGUGAAGGUCCUCAAGAAAAAACUCAACAGAGUGUGCUUGGCUGAGGUCCUUCACAAGGUGGAUGUGGUGGAGACACUGCGGUUUGAUGGCAAAAAGGCCCAGCAGAAGAACAGAGUGUUCAACGUGGCUUUCCACUUCCUGCCACCAGAGCGCUACCAGCAGGACAAGAUGCUCACCCCGCAGCAGAUCCUGCGCUACAUGGAGAACAGGUUCUUCAGAAUACUGCUGGAAGCUAUCAAGAAGCUGAGUAUCAAGCUGGCCUCCCUCACCGCUGUUGACUCACGCAAAGCCACACGGAGGGAUGAGGACCAGCACGGGGAGACGGCCGGUCCUGCUGCUCCUGCAGAGGACGAUGGAGAGGCAAACGUAGAGCAAGAGAUGAGGAUCGUCGACGACGAAGCAGAAGAAGGAGAUGCUGACGCCUCCGAUGCCAAGAGGAGAGAGAAACAGGAGGAAGAGGUGGAUUACGACAGUGAAGAGGGCGGUGAGGAGGAGGAAGCAGAGGCAGAGCCUGCGGAGGAGGAGGGGUCGCCAGACGAGGAGUCCCGAGAGUCUCCGGCCCCAGACCAUGCAGAGCUCCCUAGCGGGCCGGAGGGGACAGAGAGUCAGGACCAGAUGAGGGUGAACGCUGUCCUGGCCAUUGGCAACACCAUAGAGAGCUACAAAUACGACAGCGUGAAUGGACUCUGGUGUGAGGCAACCAUCAUUCUCCCAGUCACUAAUGUGCACUUUGACCUGACAUCACUCAUCGUGACUCAGGCUCAGAAUGCCGUCAUUGUGGAGACGAAAGGGAUCACGCGCUGCCUUCUGAAUGAGGUCACCAAAAAGGACGGUUCCAAAGAGACCGUCCUCAACACAGAGGGCAUAAAUAUGCAAGAGAUCUUUAAACAUGGUGAUAUUCUUGAUUUGAAUAGGCUGUACUCUAACGAAGUCCAUGCCAUGGCCAAUACAUAUGGCAUUGAGGUGGCCCUGCGCGUUAUCGAAAAGGAAAUCAAAGACGUGUUUGCUGUGUAUGGUAUUGAGGUGGACCCUAGACACUUGUCUCUGGUGGCUGACUACAUGUGCUUUGAAGGUGUUUACAAACCUCUGAACCGAUUUGGCAUCAGAUCAAACUCCUCUCCCCUACAACAGAUGACCUUUGAAACGAGCUACAAGUUCCUCAAGGACGCCACUAUGUUGGGCUCGCAUGACCAGCUGCGAUCUCCCUCCGCUUGCAUCGUAGUUGGAAAAGUUGUCAAAGGAGGAACAGGGAUUUUUGAUUUGAAGCAACCACUGCAGUAGUGUUUCAUGUCAUGAUCAAUGAGCAUGGCAAACAGUAGACCGUUUUGAAGAAGAUGAAGCUGAACUCGGCACACCGAUACUGAUGCAUAGAAUGUCAGAACAAAUUUGUCUGAUUUGUACUAUUUCUGUUUCAAUUAUGUUUAUGACAAUGUAUUAUGACAUAUUUGUGAAAUAAAUAUAUUUUCAGCUGCCUGAA